UACGUACAUAACACUCCCCUGCCAUUUUGCUCUCGCUGCGUCACUUUUCCUGCAGAUCGGAGGGAAGACAGGAGCGCUCUCGUCUUCUCCGAUCAUCGGAGAACCCAAGGUUCGUGCUUCGCCUCUCCGAUUCGACCGAUUCCGCUUCUUAGUUUCUCCGAAUCGUAGUGUUGUCAGGUGCUGUUUCUGGCUUCUAGAUGGGUCCCGUGUCCCGUCGUCGCGACUCCGGCGCGUACCCUGAUUUCGGUUCUUGUUCCGCGAAUCUAGUUUGCUUUGCGAUCUGGGUCGAUUUGUUCGCGUUUCAUGUUUGUCUGUUCCGGAAAACGUUGUCAUUCCUUGGAAUCCGUCCGCAUUGAAGGUCGCCUUCUACAUUGCUUUACUCUUGAGUGCAUACCACCUGUAGGCAAAUUGCACGGAUGAAACUAAGCUUCUGUGCUUAUUGAUUGUAUGUGGAGGCCUGCUUGUGCUUAGAGAGAUAGUAAAUUCUCAUUUUGGAGUCUGGUAUUUUUGUGGGCUUGUUGCAAGGGAAGGUGUGGGGACGAUUAAAUUUUUCCUUUUCAGCCAAAAUUUGACUUUUCCUGGCUGAGGCACCGCCAUGGAAUGUAUUCAAAGCAUGUCCGAAGUGGCAGCUGGAAAUGAACUCGCUCAAAAGCCUCUGAUACCUGGGCUUCCUGAUGAUGUCGCUCUUUCCUGCUUGGCAAGACUUCCACGGAAGUUCCAUACAGUCUUGAAAUGUGUGUCUAAGCAAUGGAGAGACAUUGUUUGUAGUGAUGAGUGGUAUUCUUACAGGAGAAGGCAUAAUCUAGACGAAGCAUGGAUCUAUGCUUUGUGUAGAGACAAACAUGAACGUAGCUUCUGUUAUGUAUUAGAGCCCAAUUCCCCGCGAAGGUGUUGGAAGCAAAUUCAAGGCAUUCCACCUCAAAUUUCAAAGCGAAAAGGAAUGGGGUUUGAAACGCUGGGGAAGAAUAUUUACUUUUUGGGAGGUUGUGGUUGGGUUGAAGACGCUACUAAUGAAGUGUACUGCUAUGAUGCUUCUGCCAACACUUGGAAUGAAACUGCUUCGUUGUCGAUUGCGAGGUGCUAUUUUGCUUGUGAAGUUUUGGAUGAGAAAAUUUAUGCGAUUGGGGGUAUAGGUACAAAUCUGAGCGGUCCCAAUUCUUGGGACACUUAUGAUCCCAGCACAAAUGGUUGGAUCUCUCACGAGGACCCUAACCUCGUUCCUGAAGUAGAAGAUUCUGUGGUAUUGGAUGGGCAAAUAUAUAUCCGCUGCGGUGGUUCUUCACUUUCAUCUCAUGUCUAUGCCAUCGUGUACGAACCAUCGAGGGGCUCGUGGCAACAUGUGGAUGCUGACAUUGCGUCUGGCUGGAAGGGUCCAGCGGUCGUCAUAGACGGGACUCUUUAUGUGUUGGAUCAAAGUUCAGGACUCAGGCUGAUGAAGUGGCGGAAGGAAAGCAAGGAUUGGGUGGUGGUGAGGAGAUUGUCACAGCUAUUAACUCAACCUCCAUGUCGACUUGUGGCAAUCGGCAAGAGAUUAUUUAUCAUAGGGAAGGGGCUUAGCACAGUGAUGUUCGAUGUGGACCAGAGUGAAAACGCAGGAGGAAUGAUGGUGGGAUCUUCUAUAUCCAAGUUGACUUCUGAUUAUGAUGUAAUUAGCUGUAAAGUUCUAGCACUAUGAGUUGCCCUUGCUCAUCAAAUUCUUGUUGAAUUGUGAACCCGAAGGCCCCCUCUUUAUGAUACUUGCGGCCAGUAAAUAUGUUGGGCGCUCUUUCUGAGAAUGGAUGCCGAAGAAGUGAAUAUACAUCACUUUUGUAAAUAUGAACAAGGUUGUUCCUUCUAUAUUUCUUUGAUACUAUAGAGAAAUAGAUAACUGUAUUUCUUUUCUA
Molecule: messenger RNA, 1883 nt
Organism: Syzygium oleosum
Lineage: Eukaryota; Viridiplantae; Streptophyta; Magnoliopsida; Myrtales; Myrtaceae
Product: F-box/kelch-repeat protein SKIP4-like
Exons: 3
Coding region: 596-1675 (359 amino acids)
Molecular function (GO): protein binding
Source: RefSeq, a predicted model, not a curated record